AUGAGUGAAACGGUAAUCAUUUCGAAAACAAGCCCCAGACAGCGGCCACAACCAAGGGAACCGCCGACCGCCGCCAUCGUCGGCAACACGAUCUGCAGUGUGGGCGACCCGGGACGGUUGGAAAAGCUGGGCAGCAGCAAAAGCAACAAAUCGUCCGCCGCCUCGCUGGUGAUGGUGAAGGAGCUAGUGCACCGGGACAACAGUCGGCUGGUGAAGGACCUGAUGGCACUGUUAGCCAUCCGGGAAGCGACGAAGGAAGUGACCGGCCCGCUCGGACCACAAUCAACCGACGGCGACGGUACGGCGGUGGUGGAGCUGAAGCGGGAUGAAAUGGUGCACAAAAACCGGCCGGGCGAUACGGCGGCACGGAUGAUGCCGGCGGCGCUGCCGGACGAGCAGACCGAGCAGCAGGGUGGGGGGACCAAAGCGGGGGCAACGAUGACGGCGGCUGCAGUUGCAUCACUGCUGCAUCACACCGCAACGAAAGAAUUUUCAUCGUUAGCCGGGGAAAUUAUAGCAAUAGCCGACGAUACGCCGACGGCGAAUAGUAACGAAGAUGCACCGGUGGACGGUCCGGAUGGGGUCGGUAGGGUGGAAACCGGUACCGCGAACGACGAAAUGAUGCUGCACGCAGACGCAGCUGCACCGGAACUUAACACGAACGGAAAAUCCACCGACCAGCCCGCCGUUGCGGUGAACCGGGAAGAAGGCGGCUGCGUGGCGAGAAGAAAAGACCGGCCGCCAUGCCAGGGUGCGAAAGGUGAUAUCGUUACGGUCGGAAACCGCCGCCGGUAUGGAGAGGAGAAGGAGCAAAGGGAGGAGAAGACUGAUGUGUCGGCGUGUGGAGAUAAACUGCCGCAACGCCCUAACGUGGACCGCUUGCUGUCUGGGCCGGUUCCGGUUUCCUUCCCACCGAACGGUGAUGUUGUGGCCGGUCCCGAACGUACCGCUACACCCGUACCAACGUUCGGUCCACCGUAUUUAUGUCCCGGUUUCGUUGCACCGGUAGUGCCGGACCGUCCCGUUGCGCUGACGCUCGAACAGAAGCUAGACAAGCUGCUGGACAGUGUGGUGAAGAUCAAGGCAGACAUGCACCGGCGUAUCGAUCGGCUCGGGAAGCGUGUCGAGCAGAUACAUCUCGACGUGCAGCUAAACAUUGACAGCACGGACCGGGCGCUGUUACGGAACGAUCUGCUGCUGAUCGGUAUACCGCACCGCGAGCGGGAAGAUUUGCACCAGUGCUUCCGGGCCGUGUGCCGUGCGCUUGAGUACACCGACCAGGACAUACCGCAGGUGGACAUUCGGCGACAGCGGGUGCCGGGCGGAAACCGUCGCGUGACCGUACCGUCCCGGGCACCUAAACACGGCGAUUCACCGGCGACCGGACCGGACGCGAUCGCACCGGCACCGAUCGUGGUGGAGUUUAUGUUUAAAACGCUUCGCGAUCAGUUCUACCGUGCGUACCAGGCGAAGCGUGUGUUGCGCCUGUCGGAUAUUGGGUUCGUCAGCGAUCGCCGGUUCUUCGUCAACGAGGUGCUGACGAAGUACAACCAGAAGCUGAUGGCAGAAGCGGUACGGCGCAAACGGCUCGGGCUGCUCCAUUCGGUCUACACGGUCGAUGGGAUCGUUUACGUGCAGCGUGUGGCCGGUGAAAAGGGCACCAAAGUGAUAAGCUUUUCCAGCCUGAACUGACUGACGGACGCGGUUGGCAAAAUAGGGAUAGACGGACAGAAGGCUAAUGCCGGCGUUGGAGCAGAAGAGAAAACAAAUGGUGAAAAUGGUGAAAAUUUGUAGAAUUUUUCAUAUCGCGAAAGGAACACACAAACAGGGGUCUGAAAUAAUAAUAUAAUAACUAUAAAGACAAAACAUGCAAAAACAAGCUGCCAUUUUAGAGGAAGAAAAAAAAAUAGCAGAGAUGAAGCAAAGAGACAGAACGAUAAAGAGAGAGAAAGAGAGAGAGAGAGAGAGAGAGAGAGAGAGAGAGAAAAACCCGAAAUACGAAACAAUGAAAAUGGAAAUCACAGAAACACAGAUGAUAACACAGAUGAAAACAGAGCGUUGUAAGUGAAGUUGUAUGAAAUCGAUUUAUUACUACUAUUCUUCUACUUGAUAAACAAAAUAUGUUGCUAAAAAGAGAGAGUAUUACGAUGUACGUUCAACUAUAUUGCGGAUAAAACUAUAUUAAAUUUAUAUAUAUACAACCGAAGAAACCAAGAACAAAAAAAAAGGAAAAAAGGUACAGAAGAUGAUGUUAUUGGAUAAAGUAGGAUAAGAAAUGAAAGUGAGAGUGUGAGAUGCAAAAGAAAAUAACGUAUAGAACUAUUAGAGAGUUAUAUUUUACUGUAAUUCCUACGAGGAUAAUGCACUCUAAAAAGCUAAUGAUGAAAAAGACAGAGAGAGAGAGAGAAACAUUCCAAUGGCCACCACUCGACAGGAAGGUAUUUGUUGGACGGAAAAGAUUUAUUGGAUGUACUGUGAAUUAGUUUUAGUUUUAUUUAAAGUAAAAAGAGACCGGCGAAAUAUGUUGGAUUGGUCAGAAGGACGAACGGUGAUGAUAUACUUUAGAACACAAAGCAAAACAGGAACUGAUGAUGUUGUGAAGAUGCGUUUUUAGCUGUGAUGAUGAAACAGACUUUUUUUUGUUGGGCCUGACCGGUGCAACCGAACCGGCCCGGUAUAGACGAUGAAACACCACAGAGACACCACGGUCGGAUUGGCGAUCGGUGGCGAAUCGGGGGGUAUACCGUAUCUAAGUUAACCUUGCCGAAACCCCCCAAAUGGAAGAAGCUCAACCGCCGGGUUUUUUUUGACGAAUUAUAUUGCAAUUGAAAGACUUUGAUUGACACACACGAAAGUAAUAUAACGUUGCAUACUUGCGAUAGGCUGUAACACAGAAGUAUAUAUACAUGCAGGUAGCAGAGUAUACUAUAAAGAAAGGAUAAACGAAAUGGAAAACCCCCGCUAGUGCACCCGUGCAUGUGUUCGUUCUGUCUGUCACUGCUAUGAAAUGUCCGUUGUACUUGAAAGUACUGAUCGUUGCUGCUCUCACGGAACACUUCUUAGUCGGAUUAUUUUAGAACUAUAUUUUGUUGGAAGCUGGUUCGUAUUCUUUUCUACUUUCUACCGUCUAGUGUAUACUAUUAGCAUUCCACCGGAAACCGUGUGUUUCUGGGCGAAAAAAAGUUGACGGCUAGCUUUAAGGAUGGUCGACCCCGGUGCAGAUAGAUGUUGAACUAUUAUCACGAAACUCCCCUCCACCCGCGAACGCGAACAGAGUGUUUAUUUUAAUGUGCUAAUGAAUGGGAUAAUGGCAUAAAUAGGUGUUCGUUUUAUAAUUCUGUUAUUUCGUUGAGCUAUCGUAAAUUAUGUUUAUCAAGCGUACGCGCGCGGAUGAUGUGUAAUGCGCAGGGUUGCGCGUGUUGGGAAAAGGGAAGAAAAUGCAUGAAACAACACUAUUAAAGGCUGAAUUAAUUAACACUUUAACAGAGAGAACCGGGAUGAAUACCAUACACCAGAUUUAAACCCACAAACAGAGCUGAAACCUAUCAAAACUCUAUUCGUAUUUAUAUAUAAACGUUUCCUAGAGAGAACAAAUCGACUGAUGAUGAUGAACCGCGCUGCAAAACAAGAUUGUGUCCUUUUUGUGAUGGGUGGAUGAAGGUGGCGGGUGCGCGGAAAAUUAUUUUGCGCUCCCGAGGGCCACGGUGGGUCCUGGGACGCCCACAUAUAGUGUGCAAUAAGUAGAGUGGAUGAGGAGAAAAAGAAAUAAGACAGUAAACAGGAAUAUAGUAGUGUCGUCGGGUUUGUCGCUCCACCCAAAGCGAUGAUCGCAAAUUUAAAAUAACGAUAACAUUAGAAUCCUUCCAAAACAAGUCAUUCACAUAGCGAAAAGAUAACAAACAAAAAAAAAACACAGUCGCGCGAAUAAGAGAGUGAAUAGUGUAUUCAUCAUAUUAACUAUAUAUUAUAUAUUCUAUCAAUGCCACACUAACAACCUAAUCUAUCAUCAUUCAUCUAACUAACAGCAUUGCCGGGGGAAGUUCGAAUCCUUUCCUUUCGAUUAUUCAAAUACCUAAACCAACACAUUGUAGUGAGCAGAACGACCCGUAUCCGUUACAUGGUAGUAGCAAGGCAUUAGAAACGAUCUAAUCUUUCCUCAUAAAACACACACAACACACACACAUUCUAACAGUGAUCGGAAAAGAAACAACUGAAAUGAUUGUAAUAAAACCUUAUGGGAACCGUUUGUGAACCAAACAUUUGCUGUACCGUGUUAUUGUUGCUU
Molecule: messenger RNA, 4285 nt
Organism: Anopheles moucheti
Lineage: Eukaryota; Metazoa; Arthropoda; Insecta; Diptera; Culicidae
Exons: 1
Coding region: 1-1692 (563 amino acids)
Source: RefSeq, a predicted model, not a curated record